Molecule: messenger RNA, 1670 nt
Organism: Fundulus heteroclitus (mummichog)
Lineage: Eukaryota; Metazoa; Chordata; Actinopteri; Cyprinodontiformes; Fundulidae
Gene: admp
Product: anti-dorsalizing morphogenic protein
Exons: 5
Coding region: 342-1511 (389 amino acids)
Biological process (GO): SMAD protein signal transduction
Cellular component (GO): extracellular region
Molecular function (GO): growth factor activity; cytokine activity
Source: RefSeq, a predicted model, not a curated record
AGCAGCACAUCUGCCACACAUCUGCACGAACAGCAUCCAACGUUUAGCAAAAAGCAGACUGUCGUAUAUCCGAGCCUUCGUCGGCAGACGCGAAGACAAUGGGGGCUUGAAUAAAAUCUCCAAUCGGGGGGUCGCGCCUUGUUAGCACCGCCAUUAGCCUCCUUUUACAUUCGCUGAUUGGUGAUUUACAUUUUGCGUCCAAAUAACAUCUUUACUGCUGUUUACCGAGGCCGCAGAGGGGCACUGGGCCGCUUCGUAUAAAACGACAGGGGCCCCGGGGGUCUGCAGAGUCACUCCAGCUCCAAGCUGCGCUCACACCGACGCACCGAGGCUCCUCUAAGAUGUUGGUGCUUGCGCUCACUUUCGCCGCUCUGCUGCGCGCCGCCGCGGCCUGGCCUGCGCUCGGCGGCCGGGGGGAUCGUUUCACCCUGGAGGGCGAGGCAGAGGAGGUCCGCUCAGCCGCCAUCAAGAGGCUCCUGGAGGUGUUCGGGAUGGAGGACCCCCCCGCUGUCCACGGGCACAAGCAGCCUCCUCAGUACAUGCUCGAUCUGUACAACACGGUGGCCGACGUGGACGGCGUGACCAGGGAUCCUUACCUGCUGGAGGGGAAUACUGUGCGCAGCUUCUUUGACAAAUUGCGCAGUGAACAGGUGGAGUUCAAGUUCAACUUGUCAACGGUGGCAAGAAGUGAGAAGGUCCUCACCGCAGAGCUCCAUCUCUUCAAGCUGCGCCCGCAGGCUCCCCUCACUUUCAGCAGACACCACUUCUGCCAGGUCAGUGUUUAUCAGCUGCUGGACAGCAGCAAAACCAACAGCACGCAGGCGAAGAAGUUGCUGUCUUCGCGACUCGUCCCGGUCCACUCAACAGGUUGGGAAGUGUUCACCGUCACGCAAGCUGUCCGCUCCUGGAUGGCAGAUGAAGGCAGCAACCUGGGGCUCCAUGUGGUGGUUAGGACGCUCGGAGGAAGCCAGAUGGACCUGAAACUGAUCCGCUUUGCCUCAGGGCGCCACCAUCACCCGAGCAAACAGCCCAUGCUGGUUCUCUUCACCGACGACGGCCGGCGCUCUGCUGCCCUCGACAGCACGAACUCCCAUGAGGCCAUUGCCUCCUCCUUCCUGCCCCAGACCCCCAAUGCAGUCAAGUCCUCGCGCACUGCUCGUUCCCUGGACUACGGUGAAGAGGGAGGCCACUCCAGGCACUGCCAGCGCCUGCCUCUGUAUGUGGACUUUGACGAGAUUGGCUGGUCGGGGUGGAUCGUGUCUCCCCGGGGCUACAAUGCUUAUCACUGCAAGGGGUCGUGCUCCUUUCCCUUGGGUCAGAACAUGAGGCCGACCAACCACGCCACCGUCCAGUCCAUCAUCAACGCCCUGAAGCUGAUCCGAGGCAUCGAGACGCCGUGCUGCGUGCCCGACAAGCUGUUUUCCAUCAACCUGCUGUACUUUGAUGACGACGAGAACGUGGUUUUGAAGCAGUAUAACGACAUGGUGGCUGGAAGCUGCGGCUGUCACUGAUAAAGUCUCUGGCUGCACAGCUUCUCAGACUCAAAUUUCAUUUUUACUCUUACCCAUCCUGUUGCCCUUUCACCACUCACUCAUGAGUAAAUGGGUUGAGCUCUACAAAUGACACUGUAAUAUAUGUAAAUAUUUGCAUAAAUUAUAAUAUAUGACUGU